AUGCUCGACUAUUCUCUCGAGAGUCCAGCCACGGUAAAUUAGAUGAAGGUUCGGCCUUGCGUGACUAAGCGUAUUGCUAGAUUUUAUGCAACAAAAUAAGAACUAGACGCGGGGAAUAAGUUGCGGGAGUGAAAGCAGGGGCAACUAAAAAAGGAAGGAAAAUAGAAGAAAUAAAAAAGGAGAGAAACAAGGAAGAAAGGAAGGACAUCCUUCCUCUUCCCGUGUCCUUCUCCAUCAAUUUUCCUUUAAUAGGAAUGAGCGAUAUUCACCGACGUCUUGACAAUCAUAUCAAAAAGACAAAUCAACGUGAGAAUGUCUCAUCGAUCGAUGAUAGGAAUCAAGAAAAUCUAAAUAAAUCCGAGUAUCUCGGUGAAGAUUUAAACGAAGAGGACAGAACAGAAGAGGAGAGGACUGAAAGAGUGAACUGCAAUCCGUUUGAUCAAGAAAAUAUCUCAAAACUAUCAUCGAUCAUCACGCAAGGCGAAAUAUCUCAAAAAGAUAAAGACGAUAGAUUGUUUUGCAAGUUUGAGAAGAACUCCAAUAAUUUCAUCAUUAACAGCUCGCAGAAUAAAUUUACAGAAGAAAGAAACAUGCAAGCAACGCAAAUCGAAGAGAUUGCAGUCGGUGAAAUUAAUUAUAGUAAAGAUGACGGUACAACUCGAACGAAGGAAGUAAUUAAGGAAGCCGUGCCAAUAACAACACGUAAACUUUCCACAAACGUGAAUGGUGAUGAAGUUAUUAGGAAACCAUCGAAAAAUGAUACGAUAAAAUCAGAUACAAGGAAGCUUAAAACCGUGACACUCGAUAGAGUCGGCAGGAUGUUUAAAUCUCGAGGGCAAACAUGUGAAAUGGAUAAAGCCGAAGUGAACUUGGACAAUGCAGUGAGUAUAACAGAAUCCGAGGAAAAAUAUGAUGAACAACCUUCGAGAAAGGACAAAACCAAUUCUUUGGGAAGAAUGUUGAAGUUGGUGGAUAAAGACGGUGCACCGAAGAAGCUUUUCUCUCAUCCACGUGCUGGAUCCUUGAGUAGGAUCUUUCGUAAGCAUUCGACUAAUGUGAACAUCGAAAACAUUGAUAAGACAGAAGAAGAAUCUCCCGGAAUUUUUUCAAGAAUGUUUAAUCAUCUAAGAGGUCGUUCGGCAAAUAGCAGAAAUAGGAGCAAUUCAAACAAUUUACGUGAAACAAUGGAAAAAGAGAAAUCCUCAUUACCUCCAAAACUACCAACGAGUUCGAAAAUAUUAUCCCAAAAGUCUUCGAAACCACCGUUGUCAUCGGUAUCCUCGUCGUCGUCAGCGACUGAAAAGCAACAACCAACGAGAUCAUCCCAAAGAACUUCUAAUCUAGCAUACAAACCUUAAAUUUCUCCUUGAUCGAUCGAUACAAAUUUAUAGCCUAUAAUCGUAGAAACGAACAAAAGAACAGAAAAAAAGCAAUAACAAAAAAAGACAACAUUAUACAGUGCACAGAAUGUCAACUUUAAGUGCAAUAUCUUUCUUCUUUUUUUGUUUUUUAUACAAGAACCGGCCAAAAGAAAAUCGUUGGACGAUAUUUUGUUGAAAAAAUAUUAAAUAGAGUAAUAAAUUUAUUUGUAAGUUCAAAA
Molecule: messenger RNA, 1600 nt
Organism: Vespula pensylvanica (western yellowjacket)
Lineage: Eukaryota; Metazoa; Arthropoda; Insecta; Hymenoptera; Vespidae
Exons: 6
Coding region: 255-1358 (367 amino acids)
Source: RefSeq, a predicted model, not a curated record